This is a messenger RNA of Chelonus insularis, 1749 nucleotides long. It is a transcript of the gene zyd, whose product is annotated as zydeco. The transcript is spliced from 8 exons. The coding region runs from base 176 to 1585 and encodes 469 amino acids. Gene Ontology annotation, cellular component: plasma membrane. The record is from RefSeq and is a predicted model, not a curated record. NCBI's taxonomy places the organism in Eukaryota, Metazoa, Arthropoda, Insecta, Hymenoptera, Braconidae. Gene Ontology annotation, molecular function: calcium channel activity; calcium, potassium:sodium antiporter activity. Gene Ontology annotation, biological process: calcium ion transmembrane transport; intracellular calcium ion homeostasis.
AAAAUAGAGAAACUAAAAGGAACGGAAACGAGAACGGUGGCAAAAAUUUUUUGUCAAGCGUUCGAAACGCUCAACGACUAAUCCACUUGAAGGGAGGGGCAUGCAAUUCAACAAACGAUGUCGGACUUCGGAGUAGUUGUUAAUGUAGUAUGUGUGUGACAACGGGAUUGACAACAUGGAUACGUCUGGGGUUAAUUGCACACCACCGGCAAUUGAAGACUUUCCACAUGACCUGUUUGAUGAGAAGCAACGACAAGAAGGAGCUGUCGUCGUUCACGUCAUUGUAUCUCUUUACUUGUUCAUCGCUUUAGCGGUAGUUUGUGACAAAUUCUUUGUACCUGCAGUAGAAAAAAUAUGUCAUGCAUUAUCAAUGUCAAAAGAUGUGGCUGGUGCAACUUUUAUGGCAGCUGCAACAUCUGCUCCAGAGCUUUUUGUUAAUGCAAUUGGGACUUUUAUCACAGAAGGUGAUAUUGGAGUUGGAACGAUAGUAGGAUCAGCAGUUUUCAAUAUUCUCGCAGUACCAGCAUGCUGUGGUAUAGGCGCAGGAAUGGUGGUGCCAUUAGAUUGGUGGCCAGUUAGCAGAGAUUGUCUGGCCUACGGUGUCACAGUGGCCAUUUUAAUCUGUAUCAUCCAUGACGAGAGGGUAGAAUGGUAUGAGGCAUUAUGUCUCGUGCUUCUUUAUAUCGUCUACAUUGCUGUCAUGUAUUGGGACAAAUCGUUUCAACGUUGUACACGUUUCCGGACGAAAAACAGUGUCUCUUCUUCUGAAGAUGGACAUAUUGCAGCAGGGGAUGCUGGGGAAAUUCACUUAUCGAGACCUGAUAAAUUGCAAUCAUCCGGUGAAAGAGUCGAGCAAAUUGCGACCAUCGACGUUCCACUACAGAAUGGUGGAACAAAGAGUCAAGAGGAAAAUCAUGAAGCUGAGUAUGAAUAUGAGCUAUUAGUAUGGCCAGCCCGUGGUGGAUGGAUCCGUAAGACUGCCUGGAUACUUACCUGGCCCAUUCAUCUCAUCUUCAUGUGCACGAUACCUGACUGUGAAAAGCCCAGGUUUAAAAAGUGGUUUCCUGUCACCUUCCUCAUGUGUAUUAUAUGGAUUGGAUCUCUCAGUUACGUUGUAGCAUGGAUGAUUACUAUUAUAGGCGAUACUCUAAAAAUUCCUGACUCCGUUAUGGGAAUUACAUUUUUAGCUGCAGGCACAAGCGUACCAGAAGCUGUUUCCAGUGUUAUCGUCGCGAAACAAGGUCAUGGUUCAAUGGGUAUCAGUAAUUCGAUUGGUUCGAAUACAUUUGACAUUCUUCUUUGUCUCGGUCUUCCUUGGCUGAUCAAAUCGUCCUUUUCCCCUACUCAACCCGGUCGUCAUUACAUCAGUAUCAAUUCUGGUGGCUUAGAAUACAGCGCAAUAUCACUCCUAUCUACUUUAAUGCUACUUUACAUUGCAUUCGCUUCAAAUAAAUUUCAACUUGACCAAAAAGUUGGGCGUGCUUGUUUAUGUAUGUACGCUGUAUUUCUUAUUCUUGCCUCGCUUAUCGAGCUCAAUGUAUUCUUUAGGGUAAAUUUGCCCACUUGUGAGAGGACGGUCAAGUGAUGAAAAAUAGUCUUACAAUAAAUAAAACAACAUUUAUAAAUAAUGACCAAUUUUGAAAUUAUUGUACACAUGUUUAUACUCCAAGAGAAAAAAUGACAUUGUUGCUAAAUAUUGUGAUAAAAUAUUUCUUCUAAUUAAUUAUAAAACAAAAAAAUAACUAAGUA